Messenger RNA from Fomitopsis serialis, 1173 nucleotides. RefSeq lists its product as uncharacterized. The record is from RefSeq and is a predicted model, not a curated record. The transcript is spliced from 4 exons. The coding region runs from base 1 to 1173 and encodes 390 amino acids. NCBI's taxonomy places the organism in Eukaryota, Fungi, Basidiomycota, Agaricomycetes, Polyporales, Fomitopsidaceae.
AUGGACGCAUUUGAGGUUCAGGGCCAGCAUGCUCCGUCAAGGGCGGAAAUACAAAUCACUCUGACCGAAAAGGAAGGGGAUAACAACAUCAUCGUCGGAGCAGCGGAGUGGAUGGUUGAGGGAAUGAGGAUUGAGGAUGCACAAAUUGCGCUGCAGCGGGUAGUAAGGGCCUAUGGGACCAAGACAACGGCAGAGCAGCGUUUGAACAUCGCGAAACAGAGAAAACGGCUCGAACUCCGGAUCGAGCGCUUCCUAAGGAAGGGGGAGGAGAUUGUGGGUACGAACGAAUGGGACGACGGUCGGCAGCAUACCGAGGUUAUCGAUGACAACGGUGACCUAUCCGACUGGGAAGACAUGCAGAACAACGGCCAAGCAGCCGCCGGGCCCAACGUAACAGGCAAUGUCCCGGCUUCUACUCCGAAAUCAAGAAAGCGAGAUGGGAGGGCAGCGGAGUGGCGGCCGUUGUCACUUCCAUCGUCCUACUCUGUCGACACGAUCAAGACUACGGACGUGCAGCCAUAUGCAAAAGCGGAACUGGAGCUACGAAUCGGGCAAGCGAACGACAUCUUGCACCAAUUGCGGAUAUUGCUCAGCCAAAAGUCGUUUGUAAUGCGAGCGAAGGUGCGCGAUGCCAAGUCUCAGUCGCGGAAGACACGGGCGUGGGCGGAUGUGCAUGCCGUUCAGAAAGGAGUGGAACACCAGGCCCGUAUGUACAGGAAGGUGCGGCAUGCGAUGACAGUGCUCGGAGCAACAACGUCAACGCUUCGAAAGUACCAGAAAUUGGUGCCUGACGACUUGAAGGUCAGCACAGCAAUCGUAGAACCGAACCAGAGGGGGCAGCGACAUACCCGGCUACCCUGGAUAUGGACGACGGAUGUUCAAGGCGAUAUGAACGCAAAUGAGACAAUGACGGAAUUACACCGUGUGCAUUGGUUCCGAGCACGGUCACAGUUCGAGCGAGCCGAAGAAGAGGACAAUAUCCUCCGCCGGGAGCUGGAUUCUGUCCGGAGAUAUUUUGAGUACGAGACGAAACGGUGGGCAGAUCAUGCCGCCAACCGGAAGAGCGGAAAGUAUCCUGGGUAUGCGGAGGUGUGCCGUCACAGGCAACAUAUGUACAAACUGCUACAAAAGGAUGCUGACACAGCCUACGGUAUCAUGUACCUGGGGCGAUAA